CUAGCUGAAUGCUGAAGUGUGGAAAAGAAGCAAGAAUGAGUAAAAGGUGGGACCUACCUUGAAACGAGCAAGCACGUUGAUUUGUUUAAUGAAGUGAUGAAUACGAGACUCAUGACUUUGUCGAUCCAAUAUCCAUAUUUCCACCAUCACCAUCUUAAAAUGGAGUUUUGACUCUGUCUCUCUCGAAGGUAAUAAUAAGUGCGUGCAAAGAAAAAGCGAAGGAAAAAGAAUAGAUCCUUUGCAGGCCAAAGGAGGAAAGGUCCAGUCUUUACUCAUAUAUAUAUAUUUCUGGUACUUCACCAUCAAUCAAUCGGUCUCACCCAACACGGGAAGGUCGUGCGUGUCGUUCUCUCUCUCUGGCACUUACAAUUAAAGAAAACAGGUAAACACACAAAUACGAAAACCAACAAUCAGACAGAAGAAGAAGAAAAUAGAAUCAGCGCCUUAAACAAUUUUCUUUCACACCCAUUAUCUAUCUAUCUAUUCAAUUGAAUCGAAUUUCUAGGGUUAUACAUUAAGAUCCGAUAAAUUCUCAUUUUCUUAAGUGUUACUUACUACUUCCCAACGUUACACUAAUAAAUUUUGUAUUUUUCUUUUCAAAUAACACGGAGGAGGAGUAAGAUAAGUUUUCUCAGUUUUUUUUUUUUUUGUAUCGAUUCUUUCAUUCUUUCUCAUAACACUGUGACCCUCAUCAAGAAAUUUCCUCAAAGGAAAGAAGAGAUUUUUUUUAUUAUUAUUAUUUUUAAUUCAGUAUAAGACUGGGAAAACUAAAUUUGAAGUAUCCUUCUUAGUUUUUGUAUCUUGGGUUUUGAUUAAAGUUCUGUAAUUUUUUGGUCUGGAUUAUUUGACUUAAUUUUUUGAUCAUAGAAUUUGAGGAUCUAGCUAAUUAUUUUUUGAAUUAUUGAGGGGGGUUGAAGAAAAUUGAAUAAUUUUCUUGAUUAGUCUAGGGUUUGUUAUGCAUUGUGGGAUCUCAGCUCAUUGGAGGUGUAAUAUAGAGUUGGAUGCAUUAUAAAUGGUGGUCAGAGUUAAGUAACAGGUGAGGUGAGAGACUGUUCUUGAGUCUUGACUGAGAAGUGGUAAGAUCAUGGGUUGCAUAUGCUCAAAAGGGAGUCAAGAUGGAAUUCAAUAUGUGCAAAGCCGGAGUGAGAAAGAAUUUAGGUCUUCUAAAUUAUUGGUUGCUCCUUCUAAGAGAGAUCAAAUUAUAGUGGAAACAGAUUGUAGUUCUAAUGGGACAACAGUGAGAUUGUUAUCAAAACCAACAUCACAAGAGAUUAUUGCAGUGUCGACUCCGCCGCUUUUAUCAUCAGAUGAUGGUGUUGGAGUAGUAGUAGAAAAGAAGAAGCCAUUAGUUAGUGAUAGAAAAAUAGUAACUAAUCAUCAGAGACGUGCGACGACGGAGAAUGGAGUGGUGACAUUAGGAGUUCCGCCUAUUUCUAGGAUCAUCAGUAUGCCCCGUAGUAUGGAAGCAGAACAGGCUGCUGCAGGUUGGCCAUCUUGGCUCACAGCAGUUGCUGGCGAAGCAAUUAAAGGCUGGGUUCCUAGACGAGCAGAUUCUUUUGAAAAAUUAGAUAAGAUCGGACAGGGAACUUACAGUAGUGUCUACAGAGCUCGGGACCUAGAAACUGGGAAAAUUUGUGCAUUAAAGAAAGUAAGAUUUGUUAAUAAUGAUCCAGAAAGUGUUCGUUUUAUGGUGAGGGAAAUUCAUAUCCUGCGUAGGCUUGAUCACCCAAAUGUUAUAAAGCUCGAGGGCUUGGUUACCUCACGGAUGUCCUGCAGCUUGUAUCUUGUAUUUGAAUACAUGGAACAUGAUCUUGCUGGGCUUGCAGCUUCACCUGAUAUCAAGUUCACUGAGGCACAGAUCAAGUGUUACAUGCAGCAGCUACUUCUCGGGCUUGAACACUGUCAUACUCGAGGGGUCUUGCAUCGGGAUAUCAAGGGUUCCAAUCUUCUGAUUGACAAUAAUGGGAUUCUCAGGAUUGCUGAUUUUGGUUUGGCGACCUUAUUCCGCCCUGAUCAAAAGCAACCACUGACAAGUCGUGUUGUAACGCUCUGGUAUCGGCCCCCCGAGCUUUUACUUGGCGCAACACAAUAUGGGGUUGGUGUGGACCUGUGGAGUGCUGGUUGCAUCCUUGCUGAAUUGCUUGUUGGAAAGCCUAUCAUGCCAGGAAGAACUGAGGUGGAGCAGCUGCACAAGAUUUUCAAACUCUGCGGUUCACCAUCUGAAGAUUAUUGGAGGAAGUCAAGAUUGCCGCACACAACGAUUUUCAAACCGUCACAUCCUUACAGGCGGUGCGUUGCUGAGACCUUCAAGGACAUACCUUCUUCCUCUUUGGGCCUUCUUGAGGUUCUCCUUGCAAUAGAGCCUGAGCGUCGGGGAUCGGCGGCUUCUUCACUUAAAAGCGAGUUUUUUACAGCAAAGCCUCUCCCUUGUGACCCAUCAACUUUACCUAAAUAUCCACCUAGCAAGGAGUUUGAUGCUAAGCUUCGGGAUGAGGAAGCUAGAAGGCAAAGAGCAGCAGCAAUGAAAGGCCAUGGAGCUGAAUCCCGAAGAAGGGGUUUAAGAGAUGCCAAACCUGCUCCACAAGAUUCUAAUGCUGAAUCACAGAAACGUCAUGGACCUUCAAACUCUAAAAGCACUAGCCAAAAGUUCAAUGUGCAAGAGGAUGGUGGAAGUGGUUUCCCUAUCGAGCCCCGUGGAGGAUCUGGGCAGAAUAGUUUUUCUCGUUCUGGUCCUCUGAUGCACCCUGGUUUUGGAUCUGCACGGAGUACGGCUGUAAAGGAAUACGAAGCUCAGGUGGUGGGUCCUACAAGACCAUUUGGGUCUUCAAGGAACGGGGCAGAGUUAAGGACACAGAGAUCGCAUGUGGCUCAGGGAUCGACCUGGUCAGAACAUAAACUGAAUGGAAAAUACAAUCAACUCGAUGAUGUUGAGGCCUCUGAAAAGCAGAAGUGGGAGGAUGGUCCAGCAUCUUCCCAAAAGAAAGGAGAUAGAGUAUAUGACAAGGAGUCGACCACGGGUUAUGUCCCUAAGAAGAACAGGAUCCACUAUUCUGGACCUUUAAUGCCCCCAGGUGGAAAUAUGGAUGAGAUGCUUAGAGAGCACGAAAGACAAAUCCAACAGGCUGUCCGCAGAGCUCGAAUUGACAAGGCAAAGAUCAAAAGCUAUGGUGAAAAUGGCCAGGCUGAAGCUCUACUUUAUUCAGGGAGACAGGUUAGGUGAAACACUCUCAAGCUGCAAGUUUACCUGCUGUACCAAAACCCUCCAACAACAUAAAAGCUCAUCAUCUAAUCUUUGAAUUGGUUGUACCUUCUCAAUAGCAGAUUCCAAAAAAAGAAGAAGUUUGCAUUGUUGUUUCUAUUAUGAGAAAUGGCCAGUUUAGGAAUCAGCUUCUGGAGAUAUUUACUUGUACCUUUUCAAUUGGUGGUAUAUAAUGGUAUUUUGUGUAUAUUUUCUCUUCAUGUGUUUACUUGGAAAGGACUAAAAGGUGUAAUACUACAGAAAGAAACAUUUCGAAUAGGCAGAGUUGGCACAGGGGAUAAGGUAUAGAUUCGUUUCUCUUUCAUUGAAGCACAUAUGAGUUAUGCAUUCCA
Messenger RNA from Papaver somniferum (opium poppy), 3591 nucleotides. Its product is annotated as probable serine/threonine-protein kinase At1g54610. The transcript has 8 exons. Gene Ontology annotation, molecular function: cyclin-dependent protein serine/threonine kinase activity; ATP binding; RNA polymerase II CTD heptapeptide repeat kinase activity. Lineage: Eukaryota; Viridiplantae; Streptophyta; Magnoliopsida; Ranunculales; Papaveraceae. Gene Ontology annotation, biological process: positive regulation of transcription elongation by RNA polymerase II; protein phosphorylation. Gene Ontology annotation, cellular component: cyclin-dependent protein kinase holoenzyme complex; nucleus. Bases 1085 to 3220 code for a protein of 711 amino acids. The record is from RefSeq and is a predicted model, not a curated record.